Salvia miltiorrhiza (redroot sage) is the source of this 1263-nucleotide messenger RNA. RefSeq names its product WUSCHEL-related homeobox 6-like. Lineage: Eukaryota; Viridiplantae; Streptophyta; Magnoliopsida; Lamiales; Lamiaceae. Gene Ontology annotation, molecular function: DNA binding; DNA-binding transcription factor activity. The record is from RefSeq and is a predicted model, not a curated record. Gene Ontology annotation, biological process: plant organ development. The coding region runs from base 307 to 1113 and encodes 268 amino acids. The transcript is spliced from 4 exons.
AUAAUCUCAUCAUUGUCACGUCGCUUUUAAGUAUCCAUCUCCCAAAAAACCUCCCAGAAUUUCACGCCCUCCCUUUUGUUUCCUUUCGAUUCAAUUCCAUUGCCGCUUAGCAAUAGCAUGGUCAACCUCAUUUUCUCUCUCAUUAAUCUGCAACCUCUCCCUUUGUUUCCUCGUCAAGUCUCCAUCUCUCAAGCCCAGAAAACCCUAUUUGUCUACAUUUCUCGAGCCUAGACAAUUCCACUUGCCACUUCAAAUUUACCAUUAUAUAUAUAUGCACUUCAAUUUGCUGCCGCUACCUAGCUUAUAAUGUGGAUGAUGAUGGAUAGUAAUAGCGACGAGUUUAAGGCGGCGGCUGAUCCCCUCAUAGGGCGGAAGCUCCGGCCGCUGAUGCCGCGUCCAAUCUAUUCAACUCCUUCUUGCUGCUGCCUACGAAACCCUAAUAUCCUUUCAUGGAACCAUUCCACAAGUGAUCAUAUUCAUAAGAGAGAGGCGCCGCUGGUGAGCACGAGGUGGAACCCUACGCCGGAGCAGUUGCAGGCUCUUGAAGAAAUGUACAGACGCGGAAUCAGAACUCCCACGGCGGAGCAGAUUCAGCAGAUUGCGGCCAAACUCCGACGCUUCGGCAAGAUUGAAGGCAAGAACGUUUUCUACUGGUUUCAAAACCAUAAGGCCAGAGAGAGACAGAAGAAACGUCGUCAGCUUGACCAGCUGCUUGCCGCCAAAAAUACACCUCGACUGAGCAGGAGAUGUUUCGAAAAUGAACAUCACAGGAAGGUCCCUAUGCCCUCGAACUGCAGCACAGCUUCAGAGGAUUCUGCAUCAAUGCAUGGCGCAGUGAUUGCGGCAGAGUGUGGAUGGAAUCACAAGGAAUUGGGGGUUGCAAUUACAACAACACCAACAGCAGCAGGGAAUGGAUUGGAAUUGGAAUUGGAUUUGGAUUUAAACGCAGGAAAAGCUACUGGACAAGAAGAGAACACCAAACCCUAUGAAAAUCAAACUACUCUUGAGCUCUUCCCCAGCCCUACACCGCCUCCACAACAACUGCCUAUUACUUUUACCCCUACCCCUACCCCUACUCACAGCUUCAUCGAGUUUCUUCCCAUCAAAAACUGAAUCUCAUUUUCAUUCUCGUGUCUUCAACUGUAACAUUUGUACUCAUUUCUAGCUCUAGAUGUACCCAUGCAUGUUAAUUAGCUUUCAUUUACUUUGUGUUUGUAUCUAUCUAUCUGCAUCACAUAUUAACAUAUAUAUAUACCAACUUUA